UGUUUCACAAAAAAAAUAAAACCCGAUUAUCUAAGACGACAUACCCUUUCUCCGGUUGCUCAAUCCAUUAAACAGCUUCACAUUAUUUUGCCACUUCAUCAUUCCAUUGCAUACACAGCUUCAAACCCAUUUCUCCAAAUCUUCAGACCCGUUUACAGGCGUCAACUUCUACUCAUAGCCAUUAACGCAAGAGUUUCAUUUUUCCUGUUCCUCCUCCUGCGCCCAGCCAAGCAAAUAAAUGUGUUAAAUGGAAUCCACAAGCUCCAAAGUCAAUGUUCCAAACAGCAGGCAAUCUUCUAAGCGGCUCCUUUUUGACCGCCGCUAUGGAUGGGUAAUUGAUGAAUGGAAAGGCCCGGCAGAGGAAGCACUUGAUGGUGGCCGAGGAAUGUUUUGCAUAUUCCCACUUGCCAAAGCUUUGGUGCAGAUGGCCUCACAAUCGAUAAAUAUUACAGCAAUAACUGCCAGAAAAGCUUUUGAAAAUCCACAGUUGUCUUCCCAUCAAAUGCUGCAGAGUGCUCUGGAUGGUGCUGUUCGGAAUUUCUCGUCUUUGAAGAACACUGGGUGUAAAGGUUUUACCCUCGGCAAGAAUUCUCAGCUAGAUGCUUCCAGUAGCUCUUCCCACUCUCAUUCAGAAAGCCAUGAAUAAUGAUGAGCACAAUGUUAGCUUGACCGUCAACAGUUGGUGUUUAACCCGUUCAACUAUGCUAAAAUGCUCUAUGCAUAUGGUAUUAGUCAUGACACAGAAUAUAAGCCUUUGGUGACACAUAAUUUUUCAUGGAUAUUUUUUCAAUGUUUUGUUUUGUGUAGUGUUGUGUAAAUGUUCUUAAACGAUCAUGUAUCCUUAAAUAAUUAUACUUACAAACUUUAUUAAAUUAAUAUAUUCUAAAUAAUAUAUGUUUUAUA
Lotus japonicus is the source of this 903-nucleotide messenger RNA. RefSeq lists its product as uncharacterized. The transcript has 5 exons. The record is from RefSeq and is a predicted model, not a curated record. The coding region runs from base 248 to 646 and encodes 132 amino acids. Lineage: Eukaryota; Viridiplantae; Streptophyta; Magnoliopsida; Fabales; Fabaceae.